AUUUGGUGGUAUUAGUUUCAAUAAUUAUAUAAUUUAAAGACAAAUAAUUAAAGUGCAGUGUCUAUUUUAAUAAUUCUCCGAGAGUAAAUUCUUUAGAGAGAAUGGCAGGAGUGCCUAACGAUUGGCAGUUAGGAUGUGUCGAGAUGAAACAGCGAGGUGCUAAUAUUCUCGAGACAGGCCAGUGGUCUGAUUGCACCUUCUUGGUGGGCACAGAGCCCAACCAAGUCACUAUUGCUGGGCACAAGCUCAUCCUAGCCAUGGCAUCACCUGUAUUCGAAGCAAUGUUUUACGGUGGAAUGGCGGAAAAGAAUGAUCCUAUACCCAUUUUAGAUGUGCAACCAGAUGCUUUUAAAGCACUUUUAGAGUAUAUAUAUACAGAAAAUAUAAAUAUAAGCUCAUUUGAUAAAGCAUGUGAGUUGUGCUAUGGCGCCAAGAAGUACAUGUUGCCACAUCUUGUCAAGGAAUGUACAACAUAUCUAUGGUCGGAUCUGUAUCCGAAGAAUGCCUGCCGUGCCUAUGAGUUUGCUCGUCUCUUUGAGGAAAAUGUUCUUAUGGAAAAGUGUAUACAGAUAAUCAGCACCAACACAAAAGAGGUGCUUAAAGAUAGCAGUUUCGAGGAGGUGGACCUGAGUACCGUUGUUACAGUGUUCUCUCUGGACCACCUCAAUGUUGACAGUGAACUGGACUUGUUUGAAGCGGCGGUACGGUAUUCAAAGGCACAGAAACGAAAUAUGGAAAGAAACACAGCCUCUCCUGCAGAAUAUGGCCCACCAUCUGAGAAAAGGCCAAAGAGCCCUGUCCCAUCAACUUCGACAGAGAAAGUAGUGAAUGUUGAGAGUAGUGCUGAAAACAGUCCAGAGGCAGUCCCCGAGCCAUGCAAGUCCAGUGAUACACCUGUGCCCAGUGACUCAUCUGAGACCCCUGAGGAAAGCAAGAAGAAUAAAGAAGACAAUAAAGAUAAACUGACGGUACGGAAUGCUGUGGAAAAGAUUCGUUUCUUGACGUUGACUCCACAACAGUUCGCGGAGGGACCGGCGCGGUCUUCUCUGCUAACAGACUCGGAGUCGUUCGCAGUACUAAUGAACAUCUUGUCGAGUAAUUGCGAUAUAUCAAUGCCCCAGGGUUUCUCCACGUGCAGGGUACCAAGGAAACAGCUGAUCGGCGGUGGUUCUGCUACUAGUCGCGAGGAAUCUCUGGCGCCCGGCUGCCGCGUGCAGUCGUUCAGUGUGGAUACGCCCAGCCCGGUGCCGCUGGACCUCGUGUUUGAUGUGUCUCGACCCGCCAACCCCUUCAGUGUUGCCACCGCUGCUAUGCACUACCCCAGACCUACGAGACACGAAGGGAUCCGCAUAGGUUCGUACGGGCAGGCUGCGCCGGUGGUUCUACCCGACCCGGCGCGGCUCGACCUCACCAAGCUGUACUGCACGCGCGCCAUCAUACAGCACACCGACUGCUACAACACCAGCGUGCUCGACUGCUGCGUCACCUUCAUGGUGGACAGGAGCAUCUGUUUGCUGGGAGUACAAGUACCCACCCAAGCGCCAAGCGUGGAAAGCUCGCUGCCGCUGUCUGGUGGUGCGGGGGGCGCGGGCGCGGCGGGGGUGGCGGCGGGGAUGGCGGGGGCGGGGGCGGGGGGCGGCGGGGGCGCGGGGGGCGCGGCGGGGGACGGCUACAGCGAGCUGCUGUACGCGCACCUGCUGGACGCGGACGGCGCGCGGCUCACGUACACGCACUACACCAGCCGCGUGCCCUACAGGCACCUCCUCGACAUCAUGUUCAACAGGCCCAUCUAUAUACAGCGGAAUAAGGUGUACAAAGUGGGGAUAGUGUUCAACAAGGUGGGCUGGUACCCCACGGGCACGUGUGCACAGCAAGUGGAGACCGAUGGGGUGUUCUUCAACUUCGGCAUCGGACAAAGCAGCGACUCCGUCCGGGACGCCCUCAUACGCUCCAUUAUAUUCACAUACUAACACACGUUUGAACCCUGUUAUGACGACCUCGGCAUUAUAGAGCUUUAGUAUGCCUUAGGCUGGAUUUCACCAUACGCAGUAUAAACUAAGUUCAAGGAAACUAAUUUCAGCGUAAACUAGUUUAAAGAUCGAUGCUGAUUUCGUUUUACUUUAAAUGGAAUUCACCAACAUUAUAUACAUCGCGUUUACCAAAACCAAGUUUAGAUUUUCAUUCGAUCACAGUGUUAAACACUGAUAAAAUAAUAUUUGAUGCAAUGGAUAAUUUAAUUAAAUUAAUUUUAAGAAAUAUUUAGAAUAGAAAGAAUAGAAAAUCAUUUAUACAAAUAAACUUACAUUGAAGCACUUUUGAAUAGUCAUUACAUUUUUUUUAUCUACCGCUCAUUCGGAAAGCUGUCUCAUCACAAGAAGAACGAGCAAGAAACUUGCGUGUUGCUCUUUUAAAUAAUU
Messenger RNA from Achroia grisella, 2417 nucleotides. RefSeq lists its product as uncharacterized. The record is from RefSeq and is a predicted model, not a curated record. Gene Ontology annotation, molecular function: protein binding. The transcript has 9 exons. Gene Ontology annotation, cellular component: cytosol; P-body. Bases 102 to 1970 code for a protein of 622 amino acids. Gene Ontology annotation, biological process: neurogenesis. Lineage: Eukaryota; Metazoa; Arthropoda; Insecta; Lepidoptera; Pyralidae.